This is a messenger RNA of Cryptomeria japonica (Japanese cedar), 1527 nucleotides long. RefSeq names its product uricase-2 isozyme 2. Gene Ontology annotation, cellular component: peroxisome. Gene Ontology annotation, biological process: urate catabolic process; purine nucleobase catabolic process. Lineage: Eukaryota; Viridiplantae; Streptophyta; Pinopsida; Cupressales; Cupressaceae. Bases 262 to 1152 code for a protein of 296 amino acids. The transcript has 8 exons. Gene Ontology annotation, molecular function: urate oxidase activity. The record is from RefSeq and is a predicted model, not a curated record.
UGUAUAGGCACUCAACUUUGGAGUCCUCCUCACCUUUUUAUUGUGGGCGCAAACAACGGCUUAUUCGUGAAAGCUUGUUUUCAUCACAGAUUGCUUUCCUCAACAGCGACGUUAAUAGAUUUGAAUGCUGAAUCUUGGAAUAAAUGCCUCUAAAGAGGAAUUUUUUAUUUUGAGGGUUAUUGUAACAGGUGUGAAGCAGAUUCAUCAAAAUACAACAUCACUGGCAUUUUAAAGAGGUGUGAUCUGCGAGAGGAAGAGAAAAUGGAGAAAAAUCUGUUGUUGGAGCAAAAACAUGGCAAGUCGAGGGUUCGAGUCGCCAGAGUGUGGAGGCAGCCCGAUGGCACACAAAUAUUCGUGGAAUGGACCGUUAAUAUUUCGCUUUAUUCCGACUGCAUUCCUGCCUACACGGAUGGCGAUAAUUCUGAUAUUGUUGCCACUGAUUCCAUGAAGAAUACGGUUUAUGCUAAGGCGAAGGAGUGUUUGGAACAACUAUCAGCUGAGGAGUUUGGUAUUCUUUUAGGGAAACAUUUUACCUCAACUUAUCCAAAGGUCACAAGUGCCACAAUAAAAAUUGUUGAAAAGCCAUGGGAGCGAAUCUUAAUUAAUGGCACACCACAUGAACAUGGUUUUAAGCUUGGAACGGAAAAGCAUACGACAGAAAUUAACAUAAACAAAUGUGGAGAAGUGCACGUGACAUCUGGAGUAGAAGGGUUAGCUUUAUUGAAAACCACACAGUCUGGAUUUGUUGGGUUCAUUCGAGAUAGAUACACCUUAUUGCCAGAAACAAAGGAGCGCAUCUUAGCUACAGAGAUAUCUGCUGUGUGGAGAUACUCAAAAAAGCCAUCUUGCUAUACAACAGCUUACAUUUCUGUGCGAAAAUUACUAGUUGAUGUGUUCUUUGGUUCACCACAUGAGGGUGUAUACAGCCCUUCUGUACAAAAUACUCUCUAUUUUAUGGCAAAAGCUGUCUUGCACAGAUUUCCAGAGAUUGAGUCAAUUCGUUUGAGCAUGCCCAACCUCCAUUUCCUACCUGUCAACCUGCCAAAUAUCGUAAAGUUCGAUCAUGAUGUCUAUUUGCCUACUGAUGAACCUCAUGGGACAAUUGAGGCCAGCUUGACACGAAAAAACUUAUCUACAUUCUCAAAGCUGUAGCUGGAAUUGGAAUUUCAGUACUAAUUAGAUGUACCAGAGAAACAUUCAGAUAUUGUUUUCCCUCUUGGUUGGUUCUAUCAUUUCUAGAAAUAGUACAUCCAUCAAGAAAUAAAUAGACAGUGAAAUAUUUGUGUACUUCUUACUGUUGCCUUUCAAGAGAUUGAACAUAAUAUUGAUUUGCCUGCUAACGAAUCUCAUGGGAGAACUGAGGCUUCUGAAUACAAACAGAGACCAGUUUUUCAAUGGUGUAGUAUACUCAGAGUUGCAGCAAUGUUGUAUGUAUCUAGAUAUAUUUUCACAUACUGCUUUUGGUUUUGGAUUGUUGUCAAAUGCAAUUUCUUAAAUGAAAUAAUACGAGCCCACUUUUACACAAAA